ACCCCACUGGUCGCGCCGACCGCCGAGCUUCGACAUUCGUACCCCGUCCGCGAUCCACGCGACGCCGACAAACCCGCGAACCCGCAACCCGCAGUGAUCCCAUGUAACGUGUUCAUCGCUCGCGCAACCUUAGUGUUUAGUGCUCCCCUCUGUGUUUUAUUUUUUUUUGUCUUAGUGUUACUUCCGCGUGUAAAUGGCGACCUUUUUGGGCACCUUGUGUUUCCUGUUCCUCCUCCAGUUGAUCCUGGGCAACUCGCUGCCGGAGUCCAAGUCGACGGGCGUCCCGACGCCGCGCGACGCCUCGGAGCACGCCAAGAACUACCGGGUGCUCCAGAAGCGCACCUUCGAGCGCGGCCGCGAUCUGAAAACCGGUUCGGUGGAGCGCGGCGCCGAGCAGCAGCUCCCGUCGGCGGCCGAGCGGUGGCUGCUCUUCGAGACGGCCAACCACGGCGUCAUCGACAUCGACGGACUCCCGCCGACGAACCGGUUUGGCCACCGCUACGGCCACCACGACCGGGACCGGUUAGGCCCUCAUCAGCAACGAGAGAAACAGGAUCUAGUCCACGAUCAUUCGAACCCGGAACUGUGUCCGGACAAGCGAAGCAAGAUCCAUUUCAUGAAAAAGGCCCCGCUGAAGAAUCUAAAAGACAACGCCUCCAACGACCCCGAGUUGGUGUCGCUCUGGAAGAAGAAACCGGUUUGGAGCCGGGAGGCAUGGCAGAAGCGGAGUUACUACGACCGGUCGCGGCCCAACUUCUGGGUGCGGGAGGAGGAGCCCAGUCAUCAUCAUCAUCAUCCGAGCCUCCACCCGGAGGAUGACGGCGGGGGGACACUAUCGGUUAUGACGCAAGGACUCAGCAAAGAAAUAGCCAACCAAUUUAUUCACAGGUCGCCCCGAGGGAAGACACAGUAUGAUGUUCCUCAAAUAGAAUGCCCGCCUUCAGAAGACGGGAUGGAGCGGUUCGCGUGUCCAACGCCCGACCGGAUGGGUAGAUAUAGGUGUAUAGACGAUCAUGUCCUUUGUGAUGGAUUUAUAGACUGCCCAACGGGGGAAGAUGAAGACCGGCAAUCGUGUAUGUUCUACAAAACGACGAAAGCUCAUUUGGACGUACUAGCGGACGCCCUCCUUCGCUGGGCGAGAGGACGCUAAGAAGGGCCGGAGCCGAGACCCCAGCUGGAACGAGCAGAGUGCACCGAGGACGAGACGCCAACAGGCAAAUUCAUCACCAGAAUCUCAAAGUUAUUUUUAUCAAAUAUAGUCAAGUAUCAUUUCCGACGCGACGGUGCGCUGGUGAGUUUGACGCGGGGCGGCACUCUGACUCCAACAGACGCCAUUAGUGUUACGUCACAGAAAAGCCAUCCACUCUCAUCGGUAGCAUUGAGAGAUCCCAUUAGCAUUGAUACUCUUCGUAUCCGAUUCCGUGUAAUGGAGAAUCCUUUUGAUGACGUCACCACUAAUGGCGUCUCUAGACGCCCGAGGAGACGCGCGCCGAACAUGUUCGUCGAACGUGACGAUAGUUAAACAAAUGGCAAUCAGAAAAAAAAACCCUAAAUAAUUUAUUCAUGAUUUAUCUCUCGCAUUGUGUUUGUUUCUGAUUUUUUUUUUUUCGUUUUGUUUCCAUUCAAACUGUCAUUAAGCACAUAAGAUUUGUGAUUUUACAGAAUGAAGCUCAUUAGCGAUCGCGGUCCCCCGCUUUUUAGUGGGGGUGCGUUUUUUUUUUAAAAAAAAAUCGCCGUGGAGGAAUUCAAUCAAUUUCUGUCAGUCAAUUGUUGGCUUUAAUUUUCUUUUUUCCCGAAUAUCAUAGUGAUUAACGUUUGUAAUAUCAGGAAAUGUAUUCGUGAUAUUUUCGUUGAGGUUUCGCUCGAAAGAGAAAGAAAAACCCUUCGAGUCUAUCAACAUAAUUCCGGGCUCUAAACUCAAUCAGAAAUUUCACCUUGAAUCCAAUCAAUUUUAACUUUCAUUUUAACCUCGAUUAUUACCUGUAUUUUUACCCUGGUUGGUUAGUUAGUUAGUUGAGUGGGUAAGAUUUAACCUCAACGCAUUGAGAAAAAGUGGACUUUUCUUCGAAAGGAAAUCGUUUCUUCCAGAUUUUCUCCUUGAGGGAUGCAAGAAAUUACUUCUGUGGUUCAAGAAGCGAUUUAUGCCGUCACAUUUAUUUUUAGUUGUGUCAGAAAAUAUUUAACACGAAGUUAGCUGGGCCUUUUAUCAGGAACAAAUGUAAACUUUUUUGAUCACGACUGUAAUUUUACCUGACAUGAUAGGCCCCUUUUUCAUUCAUACAACAUAUGUUUUCGUUAGCGCAAUAGAAACUACUGAGGCAACUGGUUUCUUACCAGUAGAGAAUAUGAUUUUUCUCACUAUAGUUGCCUAAAGCUUGUCGCAAUGUUUCACACGCGAAGGGUAGUCUUUUGACAACAUUAUAUACCUCAAGUAUGCUUGCGGCAAUACUGUUGGUUAAAAAAAAACAUUGACCCAUUAUUGGGCAUUGGAGUAUUAUCCAUACAUCUGAACAGCACCCAUGCACACCUGACUUCGUGGUAAUAUUAAUCAAAGCUUUAUACUUAAAUCAAUACUAAAAGGACACAUGCGCUGUACGUGAUCAAGUUUUACCUUCGAGCCUAUAUAAAUUAAUAUGACAUUACAAAAUCGGCCAUAAAUUAUUGCCGUUUGAAAAUUGAUACAAUGCUAUGAAUCAAGGACGGAUUUUAAGUUGUACAAUUAAUGAUGUGAUCUCAUGAAAUGUUAAUGGUGAGAAAGGAACCGUAGAGCAACUUCUAACUUUCCAACCUUGUAUCGAUCUUAAAUUUGUGACUCAGUGUAUUAAUAAAGAUGGCAGACUUCCUUUCACCUUCUGAUAGUUGACUGAUAGAAACAUGAUGAUAUGCUCUGUAUCGGAUGGUUAUUAAACGAAAAACUCUGUUAAGUUUAGAAUAUGCAAACUUUUCAUCUGUCUGUCUUAAUCUACUCAGUUUUAAAUUCAUCAAUUAAUUGUUAUUUAUACCUGAGAAGGUGAAGAAACAAAAUAUUUGUCGAGAAGGCUAACCAGUGACGGUUUUCAUUUAUUCACAAAUUUACUUCUAAUAUGUAGUUUAACAAUUGUCUCUAAACACACUAAAUAGGUAAAAUCCUUGAAUUUGAUAAAUUCAAAAGUGUUACGUCUUUGUCCCCUGAAAUUUUGAAAAAUUAUCGGUCCAUCGUGCCAUGCAAUCCAUUUAAAAACUUCUUUUUAUUCAAUACAUGACUAAAAUUGUAGAAUAUUAAUUGUUUAUACGUCAUAAUAGAGGAAUUAAGUUAAGGGCAAUAUCUUCAUCACACGUGGAAGUCUCUGCAAAAUAUGGCCACUUUGUGACGGCGUUUUUACUCUGGAACUUGGUCAAACAGUCAUUACAGCUCACCUAUCAUACCGUUUUACAGUACUGAUCAAUAGUCAAUUCAAAAUCAACUUUUGUUUUGUAAUAUGUUACUUUUCGUUGUUAAUACCUCCUAAGUUCCGAAGAAUAAAAAAUAAAUAAUAAUUAAGGUAUUUUGGAAUUGGACGUAUUAAUGCUAAAAUGAUGAAUUUUGCACGCAACCCCUAUGUGUCUAUACGCAUAUUUCCUUUUAUCAUAAAUACAUUCAACUUUUUAGUAGCAACUAAAGAGUUUGUUGCCUCACUGGAGAGUCAUCUUGAUAUUAAAGACGGGGCAAAUUGGUUGAAUUCCUUCGCUCAAGCGCUCGUUUCAAUCUAGAUUUUUUGGAUUUGACUUGUGAAUUAAAAUUAAUUCAAUAUCGCACAAAGACUGAAUAACUACCUUUAAUUUUGAUUAUGAUGAAAAGUCGGUUUAUGUUAUAAAUCCGCCAAAACUACUUAGAAUGCGACUAAGAACGAAAGUAUGUAAAUGUUUUAUGAAUUAUAUUUGAUAGAUAGUUUUUAUUUAAUUAAUUAUGUGGGCAGAAAUUAUUGUUCCUCUUCUCUUUUUUCUUUGUUAAAAGUCUUUAAUGUUUCAUAAAUCAAGAGAGUGACCUUUAUCUAUUUUCUGGCAUACAACUUAAAACAGCUUAAAACUCAAAGUAUGAAUUAUGCAUACGAAUUUCAAGGGAAUUGCAUUAAUGAGCAAUUUCUUUUUCUUUCUCUUUUUUUGCAAAAAAAUUGAAAUUUCUUUAAAGAAAGGUGAAAAUCACACAGGAACAGUUACAAUCUUUUAAUAUCACUGAUGAAAACUAUAUAUUUUGAUGUUUCUGUGUACUUUUCUCGCACGUAAAAAGUUCUAUGGACUCGACUCGAGAGACACCUUUACGAUAUCGUAUCAUACGACUAAAAGAAACAGUAUCUCAAUUGCAGCUUAUGGGGUGUUUCAUUUUAACUUUGUUUUAAAUUUUGAUGGAAAAUCAACCAAUUUUAUUGCUUGAAAUUUUUGCCAAAAUAUUCUCCGCGCCAGGGAGAAAAAUCGGGCAACUUUUAAAAAAGUAACGAUGGUUAGUUUUCUUUUUGAAAAAUAAAAUACGCAGAAAUUGUACAACAUUCCAGCUAGGACGAGGUGCAGAGUUUUAAGUUCCAUAAUCGAUAAAUGACCUGGAGGAGGUAGGUCCGAGAAUUCAAGUGACGUAUUUCGAUAAACUAUUUUCGUUUCUGAUUACAUUCGACUGAAUUAAAACCUAUGUUUUGUCCCUGUUAAUACGGCAGAAGUCAGGGCGAUCGAAAUUCAUGAAAAUAGACGUCACCAUUAUGGACUAUAAUUCAACGUAUCUAAAAGGCAUAAUCUGCUAUUGCUUGGAAGAAAUACAGAAGAAGUACAAAAAUGGGGAUGACAUGAAAUUUUGACGAGUCUCUACUUAAACUUUUGAUAGUUAUUUCUUUCCAAAAUUACUUGCAUGCUCCAGCGUUUAAUAUAGUUCCAACAAGUGUCACGAAGAUGCAGUACGUCACAAAUUUUCUUUCCUCAUUUGAUUGCCUCUUUUUGUUCUCAUCAUAUUUCCUUUUACGUGACAACGUUGUUUCAAUUUCCUAAAUGAACGUUGACUAUUGUUUCUGACUAAUUUUUUAUAAUUGUUCAUACAUCUAUCGUCUCUGAUUUACAUUACCAACCGUCCGGCAAUAUAUUCAAACUAUUUCGAAAUGAGACCUGAGUCAUUUUCUGUGAAGAUUGAACUAUGAACUGUCUAACCUUGUGAAUGCUUUAUGCUUAUGCUGACAUUAUGUUCUUCCAAGAUCUUGGAAGAACAUAAUGUAAUCAGGCUAUCGAGGAUAAUGAACGAUUCUGUUUUUUUAAGUAAAGGUAUGUGAUAGGAAUUUUUCUGAGCGAAGUUCCAAAGAAUGACGAUGGGCUAAGCGUCUUGGAUAUAUUGACUU
Molecule: messenger RNA, 5330 nt
Organism: Bemisia tabaci
Lineage: Eukaryota; Metazoa; Arthropoda; Insecta; Hemiptera; Aleyrodidae
Source: RefSeq, a predicted model, not a curated record